AUGCACCUGCCCGGCUGCGCGCCAGCCAUGGCCGACGGCAGCUUCGCGCUCGCCGGCCACCUGCUCCGCGGCCCGGGCGCCAACCCCGCGCGGCUGCACAGCAUCGAGGCCAUCCUGGGAUUCACCAAGGACGACGGACUCCUCGGCUCAUUCCCGGCGGAGCGCGACUCCCGGAGCGACAAGGAGCGGGAGCGGAGGCCUGGCGCGCGGGCCGCCCACCCCCAGGAGCAGGGAGGCGGUGUCGAAGCCUCUCCGGUGCCCGGCCCCGAGUACGAAGCACCUCGCCCCUACUGCCCCAAGGAGUCCGGGGAGACGCGGCCGAGCCCCGGGCUGCGGGUCGGGCCUGCAAACGGCGACGCGAAGCUGGCGGAGGAGGAGCCGCCCAAAAAAAAGCACCGCCGGAACCGCACGACCUUCACCACGUAUCAGCUGCACGAACUGGAGCGCGCGUUCGAGAAAUCCCACUAUCCCGACGUGUACAGCCGCGAGGAGCUGGCCGGGAAGGUCAACCUCCCCGAGGUCCGGGUCCAGGUGUGGUUCCAGAAUCGACGCGCCAAGUGGCGGCGUCAGGAGAAGCUGGAAGUGUCGUCCAUGAAGCUGCAGGACUCGCCCCUGCUCUCCUUCCGCCGCUCCCCGCCCUCAGCGGCCCUGGCGCCCCUGGGUGCGGGCCCGGGCGGUGGCGGGGGGCCGGCAGGGGGCGCCCUGCCGCUGGAGUCGUGGCUUGGGCCGCCGCUGCCGGCAGGGGGCGCCACGGCGCUGCAGAGCCUGCCGGGCUUCGGGCCGCCGGUGCCCAGUCUGCCCGCCAGCUACACGCCGCCGCCGCCGCCGCCCUUCCUGAACUCGCCGCCGCUGGGCCCCGGCCUGCCCCCUCUUGGGCCGCCGCCCCCCGCCUACCCGUGCGCGCCGGGCUUCGGGGACAAGUGCCCGCUGGACGAGGCGGACCCGCGCAACAGCAGCAUCGCAGCGCUGCGCCUGAAGGCCAAGGAGCACAUCCAGGCCAUCGGGAAGCCGUGGCAGGCCCUCUAG
Loxodonta africana (African savanna elephant) is the source of this 1026-nucleotide messenger RNA. RefSeq names its product retina and anterior neural fold homeobox (gene RAX). The transcript is spliced from 3 exons. Bases 1 to 1026 code for a protein of 341 amino acids. Lineage: Eukaryota; Metazoa; Chordata; Mammalia; Proboscidea; Elephantidae. Gene Ontology annotation, molecular function: DNA-binding transcription factor activity, RNA polymerase II-specific; RNA polymerase II cis-regulatory region sequence-specific DNA binding. Gene Ontology annotation, biological process: positive regulation of transcription by RNA polymerase II. The record is from RefSeq and is a predicted model, not a curated record.